Messenger RNA from Trichoderma breve, 393 nucleotides. RefSeq lists its product as uncharacterized. Lineage: Eukaryota; Fungi; Ascomycota; Sordariomycetes; Hypocreales; Hypocreaceae. The coding region runs from base 1 to 393 and encodes 130 amino acids. The transcript has a single exon. The record is from RefSeq and is a predicted model, not a curated record.
AUGGUCCCCAACCACAUCGACCUCCAGGAGAACAACAUCUACGUGGACACGACUUCGGGCAGUCUCGUCGGUAUCUGCGGCUGGAAGGACACCGAGGUCAGUCCGUUUGGAAUGUCGCUGGGCGGUCUCGAGGCCAUGCUAGGGAUCAGAAGGGUCAGCGUGGGCUACACCUAUCUCCCCAACCAGCAGGCCCUUCGCGAUGUGUUUUGGGCGGCGUUUAAGGAGUUGAUGAAGGGCUACGACGAUCGCGUGGAAGUUGCAACGAUUGCAGGCCUCUUCCUAAACAAUGGCUUUCAGCAUGACGAGCAUGGCAACACGAUUCCGGCGCAGGAGGGAAGCGAUGACUUGAUUUUUCUCGAUGCAGUUAUCCUGGGGAAUUCGUCAUCUCAAUAG